AUGAAAUCGAGUUCAAGCUUUUAGAUGCCUAAGAAUUUGGAAUUCUUAGAUGAAGAGGAUGAGAAGAAAAAGUGCUAGGAAUUCAAAGAACAUCUCAUCAAAUUCCAAAGAGAGCUAGGCGUGGAGAAUUUCAAGGUUCCUUCCAUUGGUGGAAAAGAAUUAGAUCUUUGCAAACUAUAUAAAGCAGUCAUCUCAAGAGGGGGUAGUCAGAGAGUCUCAAAUAAUAAGCUGUGGAAGGAGAUCGUCAAUGAGUUUGAGAUACCAUCUAGUUGCACUAGUGCCAGCUUUACCUUGAGAAAUCACUAUAAUAAAUGCUUGCUCUAAUACGAAAAAAAAUACUUCUUAGGCCAGACAAAUUUGGAUAUUUCCGACAAAAUUGGCGGUGAAGGUGGUAUUGGACUAUCAAGUGGCGUAGCUGCUGGGCAAUCUGGCGCAUUUUAUCCCCCUAUAUACCCACAUUCUACUAAUAAUCAAUUUGCUAUCCCACCUAGUUACGGUCAACCCAUUCUUGGUGGUUCUGGAUAUGGAUCUCAAGCAUAAAACUUUAUGACUAGUGGUCCUCAUGUAGGAGUAGGCAGACCGCCUAAGAAUCCAUAUGAUCAUGCUGGUUUCCAAACUCAUCAGCAAGCCUAAGUCUCUAUGCAAUCUCAGCCUGCCUCAGUUAACCCUAAUUCAAAGUACUAAGUUACAAAGAAAGUAAAACUCUCCUAGAUAGAAGCUGAAUCAAAGAGAUUAGUACUUGCUUUUGAGUCUAGAAUAACAAAAGAGAUUAAUUGGGCUCUAAACACACUUGCCAUUUUCUCAUGCAAUACUAAUUAAAACUUCACACUUGAAAAUCAGCCGUAUCUAUUGGAAAGUAUCUCUAAUUAUCUAGUAUUCUGUAUCUAAAAUAUUGAAAGUCUCAGCUACUCUGAUCCCUUCGAGAAGAAAAGCAAAGUUAUUGCUGUAAAUGUGCCAUCAUUUGUUGACGCUCUUAUGGUUGGCUAACCUCAAACAGCAGGUUAGAUACUUUAAUCUGAUAAUUAAUUGCAAAACUCAUCCCUAGGACUAUAAAAAUUAGACUAUAAAACAUUCGGGACAUUUACAAAGGAAAUUAGAAAGAGAGAGGGCAAGUAUGAAGAUAAAAAGAAAGAAUUAUUAGAUGAACUGGCUGCUUAAUAGCAAAAUGGACUUGGAGGUCCUAGUGCUGUCUAAAUGCCAAAGGCUAGAGGUAGAAAGCCUAAGAUUAAGAUCCUUGAGGAAUAAAAUGCCUUAGAUGAAAUCAGGAAGAAGAGAAAGAAGCUUGUCACUGUGCUUCAUUAAGAAGUGACUGAGUUAGAACUUAUUGAUCACCUCAGAAUGAUUAUAUUGAUUGUCAGAAACUUAUCAUUCAUAAGAGCUAAUGAGCAUCAUUUGAUUAAAUGCUUCAAGCUACUAGAUAUUGUUACUUCACUAUUUGUUGACUUAAUAGACAGAGAAAUUACCUUUAACUGCUUGGACAUAAUAACCAAUCUAGGAAAACAUCUAGUUUUGAGUGAGUUGAACUGUGGAAGAGAAUUGGUAGACGCCUUAUUUGGAUUAUUCAGUACAGCUGAUACUGAGAUCACAGUUGAUCAAUGUGUAGAAUGCCUGAGAAGAUUAAGUUUAUCAGCUGGUAAUGAGGAAUACCUAGAAGAAGUUAGGGAUGAGGACAUUCAAAAUCUCAUCAAUUUAUUAAUGAGCAGCAACAUUGAGACUAGAGAAGGUUGCCUAGAAAUUCUUUGCACUAUAAGUGAUAGAAAAACAGCACUCAAAGUUAAAAUAGCUCAUUAAAAGAAAUGCAUCGAAAGACUUAUUGGUCUCAUUGCAACAGGAUCACAAACGCCUAAUGAGGAGAAAAUUUCAAAGCUUGCAGCACUUACUUUAGCAAAUCUCAACCUAGCUCCUUCAAACAGAGCUUUGAUAGUUCCUUAUGAACAGGAACUUGCUUUGAUUGCUGCCUCAGACGAGAAGACUUGCAAAAUUAUUGCAGAAAUUCUAGGUGAUCUAGACUCUUAUCAGGUUUAUUCGAAGUGA
Messenger RNA from Stylonychia lemnae, 2034 nucleotides. NCBI's taxonomy places the organism in Eukaryota, Ciliophora, Spirotrichea, Sporadotrichida, Oxytrichidae. The record is from the annotation of a GenBank genome assembly.